CAGCCCUGGCAGCGGUGACGUCAUCGAGCACUGGGUUGAGCAGCAGAGAGAGAGCGAGAGCUCGAGAGCGCUGCGGCGGAGCUCAUACUCAUAGGGCCUGCGAACGAAGCACUGGGAGGACAACUAAGAGCACGCUGAACGGGAUAUUCCAUCUCUUCUACAUGCACCAACGCAGAGGCUAAUAGGGAUAAAGGCCGUUUCCAUCCGUAUUCCUUCUUUUCCCCCAAACUGUCGAGAGGCAACCUGUAAAGAAGACUUCACCAGAAAUCGAUCCAGCAGUUUUUUUUAUCACUUUAUAGCAGAGGUAUCUGCUCAAGCGUCGGUUCUGGCUACACACCAACAACAACCAAACUGACUGACCUCACUAACCAAAGAAAUGGUAAUGGCCUUGCAAACCUUUCGUCUUCAAGCACCCGAAGGUCACGCUCCUCCUCCGAGUCCAAUGCCUCAAGCCACGGCUUCAUCUACCUCCACCGCUAGCCCUCGUUUGGUGUUCCCAGAGAAGUUUGAUGGCUCACCCUCGUAAUGUAAGGGUUUUUUAAACCAAUGUUCCAUGUUUGUUCACCAACAACCCAUGUUGUAUCCCACAGACGAGGCUCACAUCCCAUUUGUCUGUUCGCUUCUGCCUGGAAGGGUGUUGGAGUGGGCUACCGCGGUGUGGAGUGAGAAUCAUACAUACUCUUCUCAGCCUUCAUCCAUCGGUUUAAGGAAGUUUUUGAACAUCCUGCUGGUGGAAAGGAGGCAGGUGAGCAGCUGUUAUAUCUAUGCCAUGGAAGGGGUUAGGCAUCGGAUUAUGCUCUCUCUUUUCGCACACUCGCUGCACAAACAAGGUGGCCGGAGGAUCCUCUCAAACUACACUUCCGCAGAGGUUGGAGCAUGGAGUUACAGUCUGAAUUAGCUUGUCGAGAUGAGGGGACAUCCUUGGAUCAAUUCCUUGGGCUGGCGAUCCGGAUUGAUAACCUACUUCGCUCUCGUCGUCAGACUUGGCUCUCUUCGGUUCUUGUCGGCACCACAUCGCUACCUCCUGACAUAAAGGAACCCAUGCAAGUCAGCUUUACUCAUCUCAGUUGAAAGGAUAGAGACACACAUUUGCCAAAAUCUGUUCCUAUACUCUGGAUUAUCUGGACACAUGAGACCCUUCUGUCCCACUUGUCCACCUCGCAAUCCUACUGCGAGGGACUCCAUGAAAGAUGUCAGAGGAGGCAGUUGUUAUUGCCAAGUGGGACUAUGCGGCACAGCAAGACCAGGAACUUGACAUUAGGAAAAAUGAGCGCUUGUGGCUCCUGGAUGACUCAAAAACGUGGUGGCAUGUACGAAAUGCAUCCAACAGAACAGGCUACGUUCCUUCGAAUUACGUCGAACGCAAGAACAGUCUAAAGAAAGGCUCUCUGGUGAAAAAUCUCAAAGAUACACUUGGCCUGGGAAAAACGAAACGGAAGACGAGCACACGGGAAGCCUCUCCAACACCCAGCACAGAUGAGUACUCGUCUAAUGGGGGCGGAGCAGAUCGAAUAUAUGAUAUGAACACUCCAGUGGUGGUGAAGUUUGCCUACAAUGCAGAGCGGGAGGAUGAGCUCAGCCUGGUGAAGGGAGCCCGGCUGAUGGUGAUGGAGAAAUGCAGUGACGGCUGGUGGAGGGGCAGCUAUAACGGUCAGGUGGGCUGGUUCCCUUCCAACUACGUCCAGGAGGAGGAGGAGGUGGAGGACACGUCAGCUGACCUGCCCGCUGUCUUCUCCUCACGGCUGGGCCUCAGUAAUGGCCAGGGCCCCAGAGUCCUUCACACUGUUCAAGCGCUCUACCCCUUCAGUUCCGUCACUGAGGAGGAGCUGAACUUUGAGAAGGGUGAGAUGAUGGAGGUGCUGGAGAAGCCAGGGAAUGACCCAGAAUGGUGGAGGUGUAAGAACUGCCGUGGGCAGGUGGGUCUGGUGCCAAAGAACUAUGUGGUUGUGCUCAAUGAUGGUCCAUUAGCCGUGGGUCCCCAUUCCCAGCAGAACAGCUACACGGAACCCUCCCACACGGGGAAAUUCGCCGGAAAGGACUGGUACUAUGACAACGUGACACGGCACCAGGCUGAGUGUGCACUGAAUGAGAGGGGGGUGGUGGGAGACUUCCUUGUGCGAGACAGCGAGUCCUCUCCGAGUGAUUUCUCAGUGUCUCUGAAAGCAGUCGGGAGGAACAAACACUUCAAAGUGCAGCUGUCAAACGGAGUCUACUGUAUCGGUCAACGGCGCUUCAAUACUAUGGAUGAACUGAUAGAGCACUACAAGAAAGCUCCCAUCUUCACUAGCGAACAUGGAGAGAAACUUUACCUUAUCAAACCCCUCCAGUGACCUUCCACACACAAAUGAGCCUUACAACCAGACAUGACUGGACCAGACCAGACCAGACCAGAUCUGACCUCACACUGAGCCAAGUGAUCUGCAACUCCUAAUUACCGCUCAUUUCUCACCAGCAAACAGGGAACCUACUGAAUAACUACCCACAGGGAAAUCAUAGGAUGUUGUUUCCGCUGAGUACUCCUUCCUGUCCCAGUUGGCUCUGUUACUUUAGCUCUUUUCACCUGGAGUGGUUCACCCUUAAUUAAUAUCACUUGCCUAUAAUUGAAGCACUUGCCUAUUGCCUUGAUGAUAUCUAGUUUUCUGUUCACACUUAGCCGACAUCGAGACGCAAGAAAGCCAACAGAUGAAGCUUUCAUCUGAUCCAUACUUCGACUGAUACAGUAGUUACAGGGCAAGCGCAAUAAUGCAUACUCAGAGGAAUUACAGUAAACUGUAUAUGCAUGGGAGUUGCCAAAAAUAGAGUUGGUGACAGGUACUUGUCGCCCCCUGCCGGAUGAACUGAGAAAUGCCAAUGGGAGGGUCUAAUGAGAUGAAUGUUUUGUAGAAGCUUAACCAAAUGUGCCACCUUUACAUUCAAACACUGUUUAUCUAAUAUAUCCUAUAUCAUUCUCAUUCAGAUUCACACAUCUGUAUCUGCAAAGAAUGGUUUGGUGUGUCCAUUCAGCUUUUAGUUUCCGAGCUUUUGUAAAAGUGUGGUACGUCUGAAUGUCACUGAGCAUUGUUAUUUAAAGCCAUGUUUAUUUAAUGUGAGAAAUAAGCUGCGGAGAAGGACAAUGUAGCCGUGAGCUCCACAUGAUAGCUGUGCAAAAAGUUGAAAUACUUUCAAUUAAACAUUUUGCAAGAGUAA
Molecule: messenger RNA, 3186 nt
Organism: Carassius gibelio (silver crucian carp)
Lineage: Eukaryota; Metazoa; Chordata; Actinopteri; Cypriniformes; Cyprinidae
Product: cytoplasmic protein NCK2-like
Exons: 5
Coding region: 1191-2330 (379 amino acids)
Biological process (GO): positive regulation of endoplasmic reticulum stress-induced intrinsic apoptotic signaling pathway; positive regulation of translation in response to endoplasmic reticulum stress; negative regulation of endoplasmic reticulum stress-induced eIF2 alpha phosphorylation
Molecular function (GO): protein binding
Source: RefSeq, a predicted model, not a curated record